This is a messenger RNA of Xenopus tropicalis (tropical clawed frog), 2271 nucleotides long. RefSeq names its product chromosome 2 C3orf38 homolog (gene c2h3orf38). The transcript is spliced from 3 exons. The coding region runs from base 29 to 814 and encodes 261 amino acids. The record is from RefSeq and is a predicted model, not a curated record. NCBI's taxonomy places the organism in Eukaryota, Metazoa, Chordata, Amphibia, Anura, Pipidae.
CAACCUGCUCCCUGCUCUAUAGGAGGCGAUGGAUGCGAUACUAACGUACAGCAAGAAUGCUGCUGAACUCCUGAAUCGGAGGAAGGUUUACCGCGAUAUCAUAUUUAAGUACCUGGCCGCAAAGAAAAUAGCCGUAUCACCUUCUAGUGAAAAGAAUCAGCUUAUCCAGCGCGCCCUGGAGUUUUGGAGAGAAUCUGCUACAGAGAGCGUUUCCUCAGCACCUGAGAGUAGCAGCUUCAAUGGGCAAAACUCAGUGCCCUCACAGGACAAGAGCAAUGACACAUCACAUUCUGGUUCGCUUGACUGUCAGCUGCUUGGAGAACAUUUCUGCAGGUGGUUUUACCCACUCUUAAACUCACAGAAUCCAAUACUUGGCUGUGAAAAGGGUUACUGGGGACCCCAGCACUUCUGGGAGAACACCGUGCUGAAAUUUGCCUAUCGUACAACCCAGGAAAGUACAGAAGAGUACUGCGGGGCCCAGAUGGCAAGCUUGCGCCUACUGGCGCUCACACGGGAGGAGAGACUGCUGUUCAACCCAAGUAUUGACACAGGAGGGUUAAAAUGUGCCAUUUCUCGGCAUGGUUUGGUGGUUGUGGCAGUGGCUGGUACCAUUCACAGGGAUAAUCAGUGUUUGGGUAUAUUUGAACAGAUCUUUGGACUCAUUCGCUGCCCAGUUACUGCCAGCUGGAAGAUUAAGAAUGUUAAUUUGAAAAUCUUGGGACAGAGUGCUUUGGGUGCUUUGGGUUCAAUUGAGUCAGCGCCAAGACCUUCUAUUCAGUACAAGACUAAAGAUUUAGAAGAAUAUUAUAGCUAAAGGUUACUUUCUUGCUCUUUGCAAUAUAGGGACAAUAUUUUAAAUUGCCUGUUCUAAUUUCACUAUAUAACAAGCAGUCUAAGGAUGAUCUGGAUCCAAGUGGAGAAGCCGACACAGUAACACAGUUUCCUUUACCAUAUCUUUUAUUCUUUCAAGAAAGCCUUUUUUUAAUGUGUUUAAGUUGUGUUUUGCUGAACUCUCUCCCUUUUUAGCUUUACAAAACAUUGUCCCUGUGCCCACUCUGCCAGAUAAUUUCUUGGAAAGGCAUCUUUUUCUUAAACGGGAACUCCACCCAAACAUAACUUAAGCUCUUUGAAAACAAUAGCAACUCUGCCAUAUACAUCUGUUAAACAAGUAUGCAGCCUUUUCAUGACUUUUAAUGUAAUAAUACGGUUUGGAUCAGUUCCCUAAGCCCCGCCCCCUGUUCUCCUUCUGAUCUGGCUGACUACUUUGAGACUGAACAAAAAUGUAACAAUAGUCUGCCUUCAGCCUGCAUCCUCCGAAUCCCACAAUUUUUUGCACACAUUAUGUCAAUAAGUAAAAGGAACAUAACAGUGCAAUUCAUUGGGGGUUAUGUAAUUCCUGCAUGCUGUCUGUAAGAUGUGGAAAAGUUGUUACAAUUGGUAACAUCAGUGUUUUAGCCCCUCCUCCCCUGCCAGGAUUUCAAAUGAUGCAGAAAGAGAUGAACUGUUCUGCAGCUGGAUUUCAGCAUAUAAAAAUGAUAUUUAUUCAUACUUUUUGAAGGAGCAGAGUACAGGGAUAUGUCCCUUUAAAAAAAAAAAAAAAUCUGCCUUCUCCACAAAUAAGUGGGGUAGUAGUUUGGUCACUGCCUACUUUCUACAAAUGCACAAGGGGGCAAUUGUGCAUUAUUUUCUGUGUUUUCAUGUAUUAUUUCCUUAUUCAUCUCUGAUCUGUGACACCCAGCAAAUCACAGCAUAUGUAUUUUGGGGUCAAGUUUGUGUUUUUUAUUUUCCUUUUUUUAUUUUUGUCACUUUUCAGCUUGGAAUUGAAUUUACAAAAACCAUAAAAAGGAGACUUGCAAAAUGCUACUUUCACUGCCUACUGAAGCUUAGUAAUAAUUCAUACUGAGGUGUCAUCCCUUUUUAUUCCCCUAGGUCCUGUGUUUAAGACCUGAGAGGAUUGCUGCAUGCCAGGACCCAAAGCACAUUUCCUGUUGUCUUAAUAUGGAUUCUUACUUAGUAGGGAUUUGCUUUUAAAGUUUUAAGCUUGAAUGGAAAGUUCUAUGAUUAGACUUCUUGCUUUUGUUUAAUAUGCCCAGAAGCUGCUUUAUUGGAACUGCAAUAAGGGGACAACUGGUCAAGUCUGGGGGUGCGAGGUCUCCGGCCUGUAUGUAAAUAGUGCUGCAGUCUCAGAAAAUGGAUAUUAGUCAAUACAAACCAUAUUGUUUUGAAAUAUUUUUUAAUGGUAUUUUAAUAAUAAAUAUAUGUUAAAUUAUC